CCUAGCGAGAGUACCACAGGGUUUCACCUUUCCAGGCACGGCCGAGUCUAAAGGCAGACAGACAGACAAGCUGGUCGGGCAGUCGUUCACCUGACGUCGGCGCGGUAGGACGUCGUUCUUCUCGUUUCAGUUCCCAGUCGCUCGGAGGCACCCGCUUUCGUGAGACUUCUCGGUGAAAGCCCCUGCGAAGUAUGGCUUCCCUAAGCCACUUGGUGGCUUUGGCUACCCUCCUCGCCGCCCCUGGAGUCCUAACUCAGGAGGAACCGUUGCUGGUGAUUCCGUCGAUAUCCGACGCGACGAGAGACAACGCCGCCCAGGCAGGAGCUGCCGCCUUCGUCAGGUUGUGGGAGCACGCCCUCGAAGUCGAUGGGCAAGGGCCAGGUCCGGCGGUCAGAGUAAACUUCGAAGCAAAGACGAUCUUAGCCCCUGGCGAACUGGCCAUGUCAAACCUCAUCCCACAAGAUACGCAGGACCCUCUCUAUGGGGACACGGAGGAGCUGAGGACCCUGAGGAGGAAUCUCCUGAAGGACCACUUGGUGUUGGACCCCAUCAAACCGACGGACCCUAACGUGACCAGUGAAGGAGGAGCCAGGGCUUUGACCUUCACGGGGAAGGCGGUCCAUUUUCGUAAGAAUGAGAAAGGUGAACUCGCCGUCGAGAACGUCCCCGUCACGGAAGUCAAGAGCCUGGACGACGGGACGCAGCUCUACAUCCUGGAAGACCUCCUCUUCGACAACCGCCAAAAGGUCAAUCAGAUCUUCCUGAGGAGACACGCCGACGAACUGGCCAAACCCACUGGACCUCCUCUGGACAUCCCGGAGGAGUCGACCGAUUUCAUCCCAUCGCCUCAAUUCGGAGGACCUCUGGGUUCCCAGGAGUUCUCCGGCUUCGCGCCAAUCAUCGCUCCUCCUGCUCCUCCUCCGCCGGCAGCUCCUGGAGUAGUCCGCAGCCGUGGCUCCCCUCCUGCGCUGCCUCCGGGAGUCUUCCCUCCAGCUCCACCUCCCGACGCGGCGAUCCGUUCCCCUCCGGGCCCACCAGCGGCGCCUCCAAGUGACUUCAGACCCCCCGCGCCGCCUGUCGCUCCAACUAUCAGGGCCCCAGCACCGCCUCCCCCAGGGCUUCUUGGACCUCAACCACCGGCAUCUUCAAGAGUCAGUCCUCCCGCACCUCCGGCAGAGGGACAAGGCAAGUCCCAGAGAGCAAAGAGACAGCUGGAUCUCCCCGAGUUGGAUGACCCGAGUAGCUUUGACCCAAUGCUCCAGAGUGGCUCGAGCGGUGACCUAGAUGUGAUUGAUUUUUCCCAGAAUUCAUCCCCAUCAAGAGGAGGUGGCUACCAAAAGCCCUCAAGAUUUGAAAGAUUACCAACAGGAGUCAGUCCUUCAGGAAACAACCGACCGUUGAGCGAACUUUCCUCCAUUGAGCAAUUUGCAACGCUCUUCCAGCUCGCAAACUCACCAGACAGGAGCAGCAUCGUCCGGGUGUUACAAGAAGCAGGGCUGGUGACAAUGCUGGGCCUUCUGGAAACGUCUGGCCUCUUGCAGAAGCUUGUGUCAAGUGAGGGCAGUCCUUACAUUCUCCUCGUGCCAUCCCAGUCAGCUUUUUCCAAGUUGUCACGUCGAGAACUUUUCGAACUGGCCCGCGGAACUGACCUCUCUUACCAUCUAAUUCCCUUGCAAGGUCAGGCUCUUCCUGAAGUCAAUAACGAUUCCACAUUUGUGACCUUACUUGGCCCUCAGUUAAGGUUCAAUGUGUACGGUGGAGUUACCUACGCUAACGGCGUGCCAGUGACACGUGAUGACCUAACGUUCUCGUACGGCACUAUACAGGUCGUGGAUUCUGUUCUGAAGCCUCCGGUCGGAGACCUCAUGAGCGUGCUAGUGAACACUGGCCUACCCUUGAGCAGAAUCACCACGCUUCUCACAGUUGUCGGGGACUUUGAGAAAGGAGUCUAUACAUUACUGGCUCCUCCCGAUUCUGCCAUAUCCUCAAAAGGAUAUUCAUGGCCGGGGCUCUUGAUGCAAAGGGCCCUAGGGAAGGACUUACUGGAAAAGCAUAUGCUGAAAGGGACUUGGUAUUCCGAAGGACUCCUGCUGCAUCGGACUAUGACAACGCUCGCUGGAACCUCAGUCACUUUCAGGAGGGAAGCAGAUGGCACAGUAACAGUAAAUGGCGUCCCAGUGAGAAGCUGCAAUUUAUCCGCAUCAAAUGGAGUUGUACAUGUCGUAGCCGAUGUCAUUCCCGACUCAGACCUCGGCUCUGACCCAACAGCAAUCCCAAAUCCAUUGAUAUCUCAGACCGAGGCACCAGUAUUUGAAAGCUUCGCCAGUGGAGGUGACAUCAUCCCAGAAGCUCCAGUUAUUUCUGGCCUGUACGAUCUGCCUGGUCGAGACCCUUUCAAGGAACUGUUACCGGUAAAAACAAAACCAGGUAGCGCAUCGGUCUCCAGAAGAGAUGGUCUCCCUUCACCAGCAGUAAAGACACGAUUGCCUGACGCAGCGGUAGCCCAGACCCUUUCCAGAGGUAGCCAGAAUGUUUACAGUAGCCCACAAACUUCAAACGUCAUUCAGCCUGUAGCUAACAUCAAUCAUCACAACCAAAAUAGACCAGCAAACGCAUUCAGUUCUGGCACAAUUGAAUCAUGUUGUCAACCAGUAAACUUUGCAUUUGAUAGUUUUCUGGAAAUGCUUGAUAGAACUUCUGAAGAGCACCACAGAGAAUCGGGCGGAUUAAGACCUCCGGCAGAGACGCAAGGGAGCAAAUUGCCAUCACUAUAUGCUGGUAAUUUUGCACAUCAUCCUGUUUCACCGCUGCCAUUGGUACGUGUUGCUGAACCCCAUAUACUGGAGAUUGAACAGUUUUAUGGAACGGAUGGCAAAGAAGAUGCUUACAAUAUCCUCCAGAUCACGACAGAUCCUCCUUAUGCCAAAGUCGUUGUGGAUAAACGCCUCGGUACUCCAGAUUUUACUGUGGUCCUUGAACCCACUCCUCAGCCGGAUACAGGCAGCAGGUUUCCGUCUAAUGGGAAAUCUGAUGUCAAAGCCAUUUCGAGAUCUCAAAACUCGCUCAAUCAUACGUCAGUCAACAAAGAAGGAAAUUUUCCCGAUAACGUUGAGGCAACGAGUCAGCAAAGCAUCCCAAUCGUUGUGGUUCCCGACGGACCUUUCGUCUGGAGGCCUGAAAACACCAUUUCAGCAGAUGAGAGAAGACGAAUGAAUGUCGUUUCGCUUUUGCAGAGACUCAAUCUCACGAAGUUUGCUGAAUUGGUAGAGAUUUCUGGCCUCGCCAGGACGCUUCAUUUAGAUGGCCCGUGGACAGUGUUCGCUCCCAGCAACGAAGCGAUCGAAGCCAUACCGAGGAAGGCUCUGGAGGAGAUGAUCGCUCGCCCGCGCUUUUUAAGACGAGUCGUGUCUUACCACGUGGCACCUGGGAGGUUCCCCAGUGCCACGGCGUUCCGUCCUGGCACUCAUCUUCCCACUCUGCAUUCGGGUUAUACCCUCGUCCUCUCUUACUACACAGAGGGACCCCUGGCUAGAUGGGUGGCCGGCGGAAGCGUCAUCUCUGACCUGGACGAGGAAGCGAGCAACGGGGUCAUCCACGUUCUGGAUCAGAUGUUAUACGCUCCGUACGGGCACAUAAUCGCCACCAUGUCCCUCUCUCCCCUGCUCACCAUCUUUUCGGAGAUACUGUCCAAGGACCCCGAAAUGCAAGCUUACCUUGCAGGAUCGAUCCCCGUGACUGUAUUCGCUCCAGAAGAUGAUUCGCUGAAAAACACUACAAUUUCAGAGGACCCUUUAGUCAGACGAGAGUGGAUCCUAUCUCAUAUUGUGGACGGGACCUGGUACACAGCUGGUUUCUCCGACACUUGGCCGCUUGUUUCUCUUGCAAAUAGUACUCUUGUCACUAGGGUAUUGCAGGAUCCAGAUAAAAUUGCCGUGAACGGUAUUGAGAUUACGUACUCCGACAUCACUGCAGCCAAUGGAGUAAUACAAGUUAUUGAGUCCCCCCUCUUAUCUCCAACCUAGGAUAUAAAAGAAAACGGGUAUUUUUCACCUAAAGAGAGUGGUAUUUUAAGGGUAGCUAUAAUAAUUUGUCUUCUGUUUGUCUUGUUCUUCGAAUACUUUAAUGUUAACAGAUACCAAAAAUACUCUUUCUUGUACAUAACAAACAUUUUUGUUUUCGGAAUAAUUACUCUCUGACUUCGAUGUAUGAGUUAUCAUGACACUUCUGAGUCGGGGAUACAUAGAUUCACCAGAUAAAAACAUGAGAAAUGUGGCCAUACCUAUUUAUUUCACGCAGAGAAAAAGAAAAGAUUAUGUCAAUUUAUUCUUCUUCAUUAAAUUCCUUAUGCUUUUCUUAGUGUCUCUGCCAAUCUAUUUAACCUCCAAACUUUUAGGUCUGUUGACUUAUUUGCAAUCAAAUAUUAUGUGCCAAAUGUAUACCCCGUAGAGAAAAAAAACUUAUUUCCGAUCAAUUAAUCCCUCUCUCUCCGACUU
This is a messenger RNA of Macrobrachium nipponense, 4493 nucleotides long. RefSeq lists its product as uncharacterized. Gene Ontology annotation, molecular function: cell adhesion molecule binding. Gene Ontology annotation, cellular component: extracellular matrix. The record is from RefSeq and is a predicted model, not a curated record. Lineage: Eukaryota; Metazoa; Arthropoda; Malacostraca; Decapoda; Palaemonidae. Gene Ontology annotation, biological process: extracellular matrix organization; cell adhesion.